Messenger RNA from Helianthus annuus (common sunflower), 1293 nucleotides. RefSeq names its product transcription factor TCP13. Lineage: Eukaryota; Viridiplantae; Streptophyta; Magnoliopsida; Asterales; Asteraceae. Gene Ontology annotation, biological process: regulation of secondary shoot formation. Gene Ontology annotation, molecular function: DNA-binding transcription factor activity; sequence-specific DNA binding. The transcript is spliced from 4 exons. Gene Ontology annotation, cellular component: nucleus. The coding region runs from base 1 to 1293 and encodes 430 amino acids. The record is from RefSeq and is a predicted model, not a curated record.
AUGGAGACCGAAAUGGAAGCACUCAAGAAGAAUAGCACAUGGGAGAAAUGCACCCUUCCACCAGGAAAGAAACCAGUAGGAUGUCGUCGGGUGUUUUCAUCAAACACCGGCCUGAUGGCAAAAUUGAAAGAUACAAAGCACGACUGGUUGCAAAGGAAGAAAUAUAUUCUUGACCUCCUAGCCGAAACCGGAAUGAUUGAGUGCAAACCGGCGGAUACCCUAAUGGUGGUUAACCACAGCCUACACAUGGAAGAUAGAGCAGAACUAGCAGAUAAGGAGAGAUAUCAACGAAUGGUGGAAAAACUGAUAUACCUCUCCCACACUCAUCCAGAUAUAGUUUAUGCAGUAGGAGUGCAUCUCUCCAAAGGGUACACUAAAGAAAUGCAUCCUUCCUACAUUAACAGCAACAGCAACACUUCUUUCUGCUACUACAACCAUGAAGAACCGAAUUUUAUGCCUACUAUUAUGCAGUCCACAAUGGAAAAGCCCAGCAACAGUCCUGUGGUUCUUGAAAGUAACUGUACUUUAACGGGCAGGGGUCGAUCUUCCAAGAAAGACCGUCACAGCAAGAUUAACACAGCUCGAGGCCCCCGGGAUCGACGAAUGAGAUUGUCCCUUGAUGUUGCUAAGAAGUUCUUCAGUUUGCAAGACAUGCUAGGCUAUGAUACGGCUAGCAAUACUAUCGAGUGGCUGCUCAUGAAGUCGAAACCCGCUAUUCUAGAUCUCCACCACCAGAAGUUGAACCAGGGCUGCAGCCUAUCCCACAGUCCAUCUUCUGCUUCAGAAUGUGAAGUUCUGUCUGGAAUUGAUGAUCAGUCAACCGAGAAAACUGAAGAGGAUAAGGUACUCAUAAAAGAGAAGAAAAAGCCUGAAAGAGGAGUGAGGAAAAGUGUUUAUAUUGAUCACUCUCUAGCUAAAGAAAGUAGAGAAAAGGCAAGAGCAAGGGCAAGGAAGAGAACAACGGAAAAGAAACUUGGUUAUGAUGGUGCUGCAGAUUGUCAUCAAUAUUCAAAACUUAGACCUAAUAUGGAUCAGGUAAUGGAUCAAAACACAAACCGAUUAGGGUCGUGGAUCCCCUUCGGCGAAAACCAAGUUCAGUUAAUCGAUCAAUCCGAAUAUCCAAACUCAAAUUCUCAGUUUAAGCAAGGGAUUGUUGGUGAUAAUUCAUCCAUGAUGUCAAGCAACUGGAGUCCAUCCUUCUUGUUCAAUUUGCAUAACCCUGGACUUUCUCAUGAGCAUCAGUUCAGUGAUCUGCAGAUUCUUGGUAAACCAUGGGAAGGCAUCAACAAUUAG